AUGCCAAACACCAGCGCGGGGAGAAAACACGCGGCCGGUUCCGGGAACGUAGGAGGAGGAGGAGGUGGUGGCGAUCAGUCGGACGGUGGUUCAGGCCAGAAGUCACAGCAGCGAUCCAAGGUCGCUAGGGUUCCCGACGACAUCGACAAAAAGGUUUGUAACGCCCGCUCGAUUUCAACAGACGAUUUGAGGGAAAAGUUUAGUCAUCACUGAUGAGGAGCGUUUCAGGCGUGGCCUAGUCACUGUCUGGGGCGAUUCCGAAAGAAUAGGUAAUUUGAACGUUGAAUUGCCUGCGUUUAGCUGCACAGUUCGUAUUGUCUCGGCGAAUGAAGCGUAUUUAGCUUUCAUCUUCGUUAUUGCUUAGGGUAUACACUAUUCUUAGACGAUGGCAUUUGGUGCGGUAACUGGGAUCCAUUGGGCUUCCUAACCUGUCCUCUGUGUGUGUGCUCGCUGUGGGGUGUGGGGGUGAACGGACCACGCUUUUUCUGUGAGAAGCGUAAGCAUGUUCCUCGCAUUCUAGGGACAUGGUGCAGGCGACUCCAGGACAAACGCUAUCCUCUGCAUCAGCUUCUCUGUGACUGAGCUUCGUGGUGAAGUUAAUUGUACAGGAAUUGGGUCUCCACCCACUGUCUUACAAACAUCUUGGAGCUUGAAUCACCGUUAUUGUCCUGAAACCCUAGAAAGAGAUAGAAGGAGGUGAACCACAGCGUCUAAGAAAUCAAUUUGUAUCAAGAUUUAUUACAACUGAGAGUUGCCAGCUUUACAAUACUGCACGCUUGUCCCAUCUAUUUCCUAUGAUCUUCUAAAACCUUUAGCCCCCUUGAAAGUCUGUAUCGUGUGUUAAAAAAACUGACUACGAGUAAGCGUAGCAUAGCCAAAUGGCAUUUUUCGCCUCUUCUCACUUUGUUAUUGUUGGAAACUAUUUUUUUCAGGAGUCCCAUAGUUAAAUUGGUUUAUCUGGGAAUUUCGUAUCUAUGCCUAAACUUUGCAUUUAUCAGUGUGUUUUGAUGUUCUGCAGGAGUUUUAGAGGUGGUAAGUUCUCCAGAUAUAAAAGCAAGAACUUUGACCAUUUAUUACUGUUCCUCAUCAACUUUGCAAUGCUGCAUCUCUCUAUAAUAAAUAUAUUUGCUAUGUUAGUUUUCAAACUCUUCUUAAUGGCUGCAAGAAAAUUACUUACGUUGGAUUUCGGGAACUGCAUGAGAAUAAUUUGGGGACAAAUAGGGGCACAGUAACCAACAUCACCUAGAUAAUUGUGUAACUUAGUAUUUGACUCAGGUAUUGGGUGCUUCAUUUGUUGAAGGUAAAAAUUGCAAGUUGUGGAUUUGUUUGUGCCUUGACUUUUACUUCAUUGACAAAACCACUUCUAGUUUAUGUUCUAACAGAACUUUCUUGACUUGUUCUUGUAGUUUCGUAGGUGAUCACUUUUAUUGAAUGAUCCUGAAUGACUAAAAGGUCAAUCCAGUUCACCAGACUUGUAGUUUUUCUUUUUUGGCUUGAAUGAGAAUGUGUACAAAACACAAGCCUCACAUCGUGAUUCUUUUAGAAUUUGGGGCUAAUAUGAUUCACCCUAGUUUAGGUCACAGAUGGGUGACAGGAAUGGAAUCGUUUGAUAAGAAUCCAUAAGUAUCCAAGUACCAAUACAUGUUGUUACAGUAUGGUCCUUGAUAUCAAGCUAUUUAGGAAUACUUCAAAAUGAUAAAAAAAUCAAGUAUAUCUAGAAGAUGGUUCAAAUUUCAAUUCCGAAGUGACCAAAUUCUCCUUCUACGUCAACCUAUUUACCUGGCCUUUGACUUAUACUGCCCAUGAAACUAUUUACUGGCCUUUGCCUCAAUCUUUGUUUCAUUAUAGUACCAUGAUAUUGACUGGCAGUACCUUUUUUUUAAAAAUUUCUAGGGCCAGAUAAAAAGGCUAAAGGAUGUGGAAAUCAGCAUUCCUAUUGUGUAUGGAACUAUGUCUUUUUGGCUGGGCAAGAAGGCGACUGAGUAAGCAGUAGCCUUUCGUUCUCUUCAAACUUCCCACUGGCUCCAUGUAAUAAUCUCUCUAUUGCUCUCUGCUAGGUACAACUCCCACAGAUGGACUGUGUACAUUCGUGGGGCAACAAAUGAAGAUCUUAGUUCGGUAGUAAAGCGUGCUGUUUUUCAGCUGCAUCCCAGUUUUGACAAUCCCACAAGGAUUGUGGAGUCUGCUCCUUUCGAAGUAUCAGAAUCUGGGUGGGGGGAAUUCGAGAUUGCUAUUACUCUAUUUUUCCAUAGCGAUGUUUGUGACAGACAGUUGGAGCUGUAAGUUAUCUAUCACCUAUCAUCUGUCUUGCUGUAGAUCCAUGGAGCUUGUUUGACCUUUAUCUGCUGACUAUUUUGCUUUUUCCAAAAUUUUCAGGUAUCACCAGCUGAAGUUGUAUCCAGAGGAGGAAUCUGGAGCCCAGUCAACGAAAAAGCCUGUGGUUGUGGAAACUUAUGAUGAGAUUGUUUUCUCUGAUCCUUCUGAAGCAUUUGUUGCCCGAAUCCAGAAUCAUCCUAUAGCCAUUGUACCCCGACUUCCUACUGGUCUUACCUUACCUCCUGGUAUAUUUCCUUAUUUUACUAUCCCUUUUACUUUCAUAUUCUCUUGUAGAUAUUUAUUGGGGUAUUCACUUGAUCACUGUAGGCCCCAUUGAAAACUCUAGUGAAAAGAAAAGAGGUGACACCAAAGAUCAUCCUUUUAGUCAGUGGUUCAUGAAUUUCUCUGAAGCAGAUGAGCUGCUAAAACUCGCCGCUGCCCGUCAACAAGUUAGUAUUUUCUUUCAUUUUCUCUUCCCUGUUUGAUUCCUGACUGCGAACAUGAAAAUCUUACACCUUCCAGAGGAUUCACAGUAUGUUAUGGAUUUUUUUUUGACGAAAUUUCUGUCUCCAUAAUGUUGCAAUAAUAAAAAAAAUCGGUAACUUUCAAUUCCUUUCCCUUUCACCCAAACCCUUCCAUCUUGAUUUAAUGAGAUUCUGCGUCGCCUUGUAAAAGGUUCCAGCGUCUCUCUGAAGAAGGAAGUUGUAAUUCUUCAUUUUUUCUGUUAUUGUUAAGAUUCAUCUCUGCAUUUUAUAACUUCCUGUCGUCGCUUUAGUUCCUUCUGUGAGCUCACAUGAAGUGGUUCCCUCUGGCCUCUACAACUGCAUUACCUUUGAACCUAUGAUAACUCAUUUUUAUUUCGCAUUUAGAUCAUUCCAAACACGUAGCUUGAUGGAGCUUAUACACUUCGAAGGCUUGACUAGUUCUUCUAACUCUAGCAUCCCCUCAGCAAAAAAAAUUGACUGCCCACGAUGAUGACUUUUUGGCUGUUAUUGAUGAUAUAUUUGUGAAACAUGCAUGAUAUAUCUACAUGAGUGGUCAUUUUUUGUGGGGAUUAUAUACCCAUGGUUUCAUCUGUGCGUGGGUUUGUCUCUAGGCUGAAUUCCGAGUUGGUAGAAUCCUGUGCAUUUAUCCCAUAUUUGUCCUUUUUUUCUUCGGUGGUGGUUUCCUUGGGAAUCCUGUAGGUGGAAGCUGUCCCCACUUCUAAAUUGUCCUCGUUGUAGAAGGGUGACAAGGACUCCAUGUACAGGUCCGUGCAACAUCCAUUCCAUAAAGCAUUCUUGUUCUGGAAUGACGUUGUUGUGCCAUCUCUUUCACCAACUCUUUAUCACACCAAGGCGGAGAUUUUCUUUUCUUCUUCUUCUUCUUCUUCUUCUUCUUCUUCUUCUUCUUCUUCUUCUUCUUCUUCUUCCUUAUCAUGUUGGUCCCCGACGAAGCUGUGAAUGAUUCGAUUUAAAGACUUUUGGCCUGGGCAAUUCAUUAAAUGAGACGAGUGUUCUUCCCAACCGCAUCAGAAAGACUGAAAUGGUUUCGGGCUUCUCCGGCGUCACUUGACUUGUAUGGACGAUCACAUGAAUCAUGAGAACUAGAGGAAUGCUGGCUACUUAUCUUUCGAGGAGGACGGAAAAAGAGGGGAAGUUAGUUUAUUGAAAAUUUUCGCCAAUGUUUUACAGGUCCAGGCGCAUAUAGUUAAGCUCAGGCGGCAGCUGAGCAUGAUCGAUGGCCCGCCCCAGCAGGUCAAGGCCCCAUCUGGUCAGUAG
Spirodela intermedia is the source of this 4076-nucleotide messenger RNA. The record is from the annotation of a GenBank genome assembly. Lineage: Eukaryota; Viridiplantae; Streptophyta; Magnoliopsida; Alismatales; Araceae.